AUGGCUCCAAAUGGUGAGACAGAACGUUAUAUUGAAACAUCAAUAAACCCAAAACUUUUAAGUGAUGAUCAAUUACAUUUAUUUAUUAAUGGCCAAUGGUAUGAUCUUACACAAUGGCAAAAUUUACAUCCAGGUGGUAAAGAAAUUCUUCAAAAUUUAAAUGGAAAAGAUGCAACAGAUGCAUUCUAUGCUAUUCAUAGUGAUGAUGCUAUUAAACGAUUAUCUCGUUUAAAACCAUGUUCAUCUCUUCAUAUUCAAACAAUGUUACCAUCCACUAUAGAACCAACAAAAUUAACACUUUCAUUUCGACAUUUACGAGAAAAUUUAAUUUCAAAUGGUUAUUUUAAUCGAUCAUUGUUUUGGGAAUUAUUUUAUCAUUUAUCAGUUUAUUUCUUAUGUUUACUUGGUACAUUCUGUCAUUUUUAUUGGAAUCAUACACUUCUACCUAUAUUAAUUAUUGGUUUUGGUAUGCAACAAGCUGGAUGGAUUGGACAUGAUUAUGCACAUGGAAGAGGCAACUGGAUGAGAUGGCUUUGUAAAUCAUUAACUGGUUUUGUUAAUGCUUUUAGUCCAACUUGGUGGUCACAUAAACAUAAUACACAUCAUGUUUAUACAAAUAAUAUUGGAAUUGAUACUGAUGUAUCUAAUGAUCCUGUAUUUCAUUUAUUUUUUCCAUCAAAAGAUAAAGAUGUUUGGUUUCGAUCCUAUCAACAUUGGUAUUAUAUUCCAGUUUAUUCAUUUUUAUAUAUAAGUUGGCGAUGGCAAUCACUUCAACAUGCAUAUAAUACAUCAAAAUAUUUUGAACUUAUGGUUAUGUUACCAAAUUAUAUUUGGCUUUAUAUGCUUGGUUGGCAAGUUGCUCUUGGUUCAAUACUUUUUGGUGGUUUACUUGUUGCUGGAAUUGUUACAGCGACACAUCAAAGUGAAGAAAUGUUAUAUGAUUCAAAUCAUUCAUUUGUUGAAACACAAUUUUUAACAACAUGUGAUGCUCGUUGUGAUAAUUUUUUUAUGGAAUGGUUAUGGGGUGGUAUGCAAUACCAACUUGAACAUCAUUUAUUUCCAACAAUGCCAAAAUAUAAUUAUGCACGUGUUAGACCUAUUCUUAAACAAUGGGCUCAACAAAAUAAUAUUGAAUAUCGAAUAGAAAGUGUUUGGUCAAUUUGGCAUCGAAAUUAUCUUACACUGAAAUAUUAUGCAAAUCAAGCAAUUAACACUCAAGAUGCAGCAUAG
Molecule: messenger RNA, 1230 nt
Organism: Adineta steineri
Lineage: Eukaryota; Metazoa; Rotifera; Eurotatoria; Adinetida; Adinetidae
Source: the annotation of a GenBank genome assembly